AUGACAGAGCCUCAGAAUAGCAGGCCGGUUGGCCGCCGGAGACGACCGAAGGUUCCCGACGCUUUGCGGAAGAGGACCGCACGAGCAUAUCACAAGGAGAAAUGUCAGGGCGGGAUGCCUUGCUUGCGAUGCCAACGGUACAAGAGAAACUGUCAGUACAGCCAGGCCCCUGCGCAACCAGCUAGUAAUGGCACCACAAGAGCCAGCACCUCCCCACAACAGGGCUCAGAUAAGGAACGGUGUCUCGAAAGGAUAGUGCGCCAUUUCAUGGGCGAUAUAUCAUUCGAGCAAUCAAAUCUUCAAUUCGUGGCGGAUGCUCUGGAGAGGGACCGAGUAAGCUCAAGGAAGCCUUCCACCCUAGCGCCGGGGCCGAGCGAGCUCUAUUCCAUUCAUCCGCUUUCCACGAGUACGAUGAUCUACUCUGGGGAAUUUUCUCAUUGGAAUUUCUCACGGAUGAUCCGCCGAAAAUUGCAAAGUCUGGGAAACGAUCCCGACGACAGCAUGACGGGAGACUCUCACACGGCUCAUGAUCCUUUCCGUGCAACUGGUCUUCAGUCUCCUAGUUCAAUUGUUGCUUCAGCGAGAAAGUAUUUCCCGCCGCGACAUAUAGCAGAAUUCUUGUUGGAAACAUUCCUCGAAUAUACCCAGACGAAUUAUUACUAUUUCGACGAAACCGAAUUCCGGCAGAAGUUAGACUACUAUUAUACCGAGGAUCGAUACCUAGAUAUCAACGACGCCGGCUGGAUCUGUACCCUUUUUAUGACGUUCGCAUCUGGGACUCAGUUCGCUUACAUGCAUGCUAGCCGACCCCCAUACUUGCAGAGUAUGUCCGGCGAAGACCACCUACCUGAUGAUACCAUUGGCCUCGCGCUCUAUAGAUUCUCGUGCCGCCUAAUCCCCGAUCUUAUUACCACCGCCUCCGUCGAAACUGUCCAGGCGUUUUUAUUGUUCGGGGUUUAUACAAUGCCGAUUGAUACCUCUGGUCUUGCCUACACUUACCUUGGACUUGCUAUAAAGAUGGCUAUCCAGAAUGGUAUGCAUCGUCAGUUUGGAGAGGAAGGUCUAGAUGCACGCACGAUUGAAUUGCGUAAUCGUCUUUGGUGGUCUGCGUACGCACUGGAUAGACGGAUCAGCAUCCUUCACGGACGCCCAGUCUCCGUGUCCCCAACUGAAAUAGACUGUGAUAUGCCUAAAGACAUACCCGAAUUGCGUCCCCCGGGCCGAGUCACAAAUCUACCCAAUCUCACUGCUACUCUCCAGCUGACUGAGCAGCUUGCGAAGGUUGCACCCAUCAUAUCCCGACUGCAAAAUUGUCCAGGGGAGCUCCAUCAGAUCUAUCUUAAGCAGCUCCUACGUGUACGCGAUGAACUCAGGAGCUGGUGGGCCACCCUGCCCGAAGAUGUGCACUGCCGGGACUUUGAUCCCUCCAAGCCGCUUUUUCGCUAUAAUGUCCACUUGGAACUGACGUACGCUACGAUAAUCAUGUACAUGGGUCGUCCCCUGAUUCUUGCCGGCAUGCCAAGCUCAUCGGCCUCUGCUGAGGGCGGCUCCGACUCAGCCGUAGAUGCUGGUGCAAUGUUGUGUUCUGACUGCGUUCAGGCUGCUCUCCGAAUCGUCGAGCUAUGUCAAUUACUACAGGACACUGUCGGUGUAGCACGAGUUUCGUAUACUGAAUUUAGCUCCUGCCGUGCGGCGCUCUUGGCUAUUAUCGCCCAGAGCUUGAAUACACGAACAGAGCGGCUACGUGGAGCACUUACGCAAGGCAUGGGUCUGAUACGCCGGAUGUGUGUUGGCCUUCAGUCAGCUCGUUCAGAAGUAGCAGUUAUUGAGGCGCUUGAGCGCGCAGCCCAGCGUCUGGACAACCGAACUGAAAAUGAAGACACAGCCUCUGGUGAAUCAGGCGUCGGAUACAACCAGUUUAGGCGCUGGGCUAUGCUAUGGCAGUCCGAGACCCCUCCAUCCAAUGUAGGGGGCGAAUCUGAGCACAUUGGGCUCGAAAAUGCGCAGUUACCAACAGGAUCUUUUGACGGAUUCUUCUCUUCCUUUCCCCAAGAGCUCGGGGCUUUUGCAUCUUUUCCAGAAACAGGGAUGCAGUUUGGCGAGAGCUUGCCAACCAUGCUUUGGCCUGAUGACUUAUCACUACCAGCGUUCCCUCCAAACCCGGAUGCUCCCAUUUGA
Messenger RNA from Aspergillus caelatus, 2178 nucleotides. Its product is annotated as fungal specific transcription factor domain-containing protein. Gene Ontology annotation, biological process: regulation of DNA-templated transcription; DNA-templated transcription. Gene Ontology annotation, molecular function: DNA-binding transcription factor activity, RNA polymerase II-specific; DNA binding; zinc ion binding. Bases 1 to 2178 code for a protein of 725 amino acids. Lineage: Eukaryota; Fungi; Ascomycota; Eurotiomycetes; Eurotiales; Aspergillaceae. The record is from RefSeq and is a predicted model, not a curated record. The transcript is spliced from 8 exons.